UUCAGGCACGACGAGUUGAGGAUUCUGGUCAAAAUCUUUUACGAGGUGCUCGUUAACCUUAAGGCUACAGCGCGGUCAGUUGGCGUGGUCAGUGAGUGGCCCCUGAAACAUACCAAUCAGGAAUACUCCUCCGAACGCCCAACUUUCAUGCCAAUAUUGAAACUCGAGGCCCUGAUCAGCUAUUCAAUCAUCUCUGAGUAUCCAAAUGCUGAGCCGCCUCCAGCAGGCAGCUAUGCAGACCUCUCAGCCCUCCACAACUGCCCCGCGUCUCGAACAUGACGCCCCCAAGCUGCGAUCGUCUUGCAAUGGCUGUGGAACAGCCAAAGUCAAAUGCGAUCGUGGUCAACCGCAAUGUACUCGCUGCAAAACGCUGAACUUAUCUUGCGUCUAUGAGAGGUCACGCAAACAUGGGAAGCCUCCACGAAAGAGGCCUGAGUCGACUCUUGGUGGAAACACCGAUCGCGAGAGGGAUAUUCCAACAAUGGCUACUGAUUCUCGAAACGCCAACGAACCCACAGAGGCUAAUUCCACCGACAGAAAUACCGAUAUGCUCUCAACAUUUCAUAGCACUCAGCAUGAACCAAACCGCUUUGAGCUCACCUCUGCCUUUUACCCCUUAAUUCCACAGGACGAAUGGCCUCAGAUUGACGGUUUCGGAGCUAGUCUAGAUAUUUUCGCAGCCUCUACCAUCGAUCCGACGUUCAACUUGAAUAUAAGCUUCGGCAAAGACAAGUCCAACACCCACAGCUGUCCACGAGAAUCAUACGAAAUCUUUCGAGACCUGAUCUGUCCGACCGAAUUUCUACAUGCCCCAGAAUCAAAUUUUGACACAGUGUCAGCCCAGUUCGAUCAAGUGCUUCACUUCAACAGAACUGCCAUCGAACGUCUCACUCGGAUCUUAAAUUGUCCUUGCUCCAAAUCUGGUCAUCGGGCUAUGGUUCAUGCAUCCAGUAUUUCUCGGACACUCAUCUGGUAUCAGCAGGCUGCUGGCUGGCCGUCCACCUUGCCUGUUUCGUCACCCUCUUGUCAUGUCUCUUCAUCACAGUCUCCAUAUUCGCCAUCAAAGACUGCAGCCGACUCCGGUCCACCCUCGCAAGUUCAAGCUACUGGAUUUACAGUGGAGCAUGUUCCUCUUUCUGUUGGAACGUUCAACAUCGAGGACCAAAACAUGCAGACAGCUUUCAGAAACCAAUUGGUUCUGUGCGAGCUCAAAAGAUUGGCCAACUUGAUUGACUUAUUUAGUCGCCAAGAUUCGGGAGAGCCCGCUGCCAUCGGUCUGGCGAGUCUAUCAUCUCACCUGGGGUCAUGGCUCCGGGGUGAGCAUGCAAGGACUGUUAGAGUACUAAGAUCCAGACUUACAGCACUCAACGAGAGCAUGGGAUUUUGAUACGUGCAGAGUUGUUUGGGAUGGAUGUAUAUUAACUACAGAAAACAUUCUAGUAGCUGGCCUCCUGAUGUACCUAGAAUUUGAUAUAAUACAGG
Mollisia scopiformis is the source of this 1482-nucleotide messenger RNA. RefSeq lists its product as uncharacterized. Gene Ontology annotation, molecular function: DNA binding; zinc ion binding; DNA-binding transcription activator activity, RNA polymerase II-specific. The transcript has a single exon. Lineage: Eukaryota; Fungi; Ascomycota; Leotiomycetes; Helotiales; Mollisiaceae. The coding region runs from base 206 to 1387 and encodes 393 amino acids. Gene Ontology annotation, biological process: aflatoxin biosynthetic process; regulation of transcription by RNA polymerase II. Gene Ontology annotation, cellular component: nucleus. The record is from RefSeq and is a predicted model, not a curated record.